This is a messenger RNA of Puma concolor (puma), 4902 nucleotides long. The record is from RefSeq and is a predicted model, not a curated record. NCBI's taxonomy places the organism in Eukaryota, Metazoa, Chordata, Mammalia, Carnivora, Felidae.
AUGAGUCGGCUGAUGUUUACACAACUACUGCUCUGUGGAUUUUUAUAUGUUCGGGUUGAUGGGGAGCGCACAGCUGCUGGGCUGAUUUUGCGUUUUCAAGAGACACUUGACACCCUUGAGAUUCCCUCGGCCAGCCCCCAAAUAAGUGGCACUUGUCCUCCUGAGCCACUUAUGGUCAAAAUAGAAACCCAGAGAGAGGUAAGUAGAGGAUCUCGUCUUCGCCAGGAAGACUUCCCGCCACGGAUUGUGGAGCACCCUUCAGAUGUCAUUGUCUCUAAGGGAGAGCCCACCACUUUGAACUGUAAGGCAGAGGGCCGGCCAACGCCCACCAUUGAGUGGUACAAGGAUGGUGAGCGGGUGGAGACUGACAAGGAUGAUCCCCGGUCUCACAGGAUGCUUCUGCCCAGCGGAUCCUUAUUCUUCUUGCGCAUUGUACAUGGGCGCAGAAGCAAACCUGAUGAAGGAAGCUACGUUUGUGUUGCAAGGAACUAUCUUGGCGAAGCAGUGAGUCGAAAUGCAUCUCUGGAAGUGGCAUUGUUACGAGAUGACUUCCGGCAAAAUCCCACAGAUGUUGUAGUGGCAGCUGGAGAGCCCGCAAUCCUGGAGUGCCAACCUCCCAGGGGACAUCCAGAACCCACCAUCUACUGGAAAAAAGACAAAGUUCGAAUUGAUGACAAGGAAGAAAGAAUAAGUAUUCGUGGUGGAAAACUGAUGAUCUCCAACACGAGGAAAAGCGAUGCAGGGAUGUAUACCUGUGUUGGCACCAAUAUGGUGGGAGAAAGAGACAGUGAUCCAGCAGAACUGACUGUCUUUGAACGACCCACAUUUCUCAGGAGGCCAAUUAACCAGGUGGUGCUGGAGGAAGAAGCUGUAGAAUUUUGUUGUCAGGUCCAGGGAGAUCCUCAACCAACUGUGCGGUGGAAAAAGGAUGAUGCAGACUUGCCAAGAGGAAGGUAUGACAUCAAAGAUGAUUAUACUCUGAGGAUUAAAAAGGCCAUGAGUACAGAUGAAGGAACCUAUAUGUGUAUUGCUGAGAAUCGGGUUGGAAAAGUGGAAGCCUCUGCUUCUCUCACAGUCCGAGCUCGCCCUGUUGCUCCUCCACAGUUUGUGGUUAGGCCAAGAGAUCAGAUUGUUGCUCAAGGUCGAACAGUGACAUUUCCCUGUGAAACUAAAGGAAACCCCCAGCCAGCUGUUUUUUGGCAAAAAGAAGGCAGCCAGAACUUGCUUUUCCCAAACCAACCCCAGCAACCCAACAGUAGAUGCUCUGUUUCGCCAACUGGAGACCUCACAAUAACCAACAUUCAGCGAUCGGAUGCGGGUUAUUAUAUCUGCCAGGCCCUAACUGUGGCUGGAAGCAUUUUAGCAAAAGCUCAACUGGAAGUUACUGAUGUUUUGACAGAUAGACCUCCACCCAUAAUUCUACAAGGCCCGGCCAACCAAACACUAGCAGUAGAUGGUACAGCGUUACUGAAAUGUAAAGCAACUGGUGACCCUCUUCCUGUAAUUAGCUGGUUAAAGGAGGGAUUUACUUUUCUGGGUAGAGAUCCAAGAGCAACUAUACAAGAACAAGGAACAUUGCAGAUUAAGAAUUUACGGAUUUCUGAUACUGGUACUUAUACUUGUGUGGCUACAAGUUCAAGUGGGGAGACUUCCUGGAGUGCUGUGCUGGAUGUGACUGACUCUGGAGCAACAAUCAGUAAAAAUUAUGAUUUAAGUGACCUGCCAGGGCCACCAUCCAAACCACAGGUCACUGAUGUUACUAAGAACAGUGUCACCUUGUCCUGGCAACCAGGUACCCCUGGAGCCUUUCCAGCAAGUGCAUAUAUCAUUGAGGCUUUCAGCCAAUCCGUGAGCAACAGCUGGCAGACAGUGGCAAACCAUGUGAAGACCACCCUCUUUACAGUGAGAGGCCUGCGGCCCAACACAAUCUAUUUAUUCAUGGUCAGAGCAAUCAACCCCCAAGGUCUGAGCGACCCGAGCCCGAUGUCAGAUCCUGUGCGCACACAAGAUAUCAGCCCACCAGCACAAGGAGUGGACCAUAGACAAGUACAGAAAGAACUGGGAGAUGUCAUUGUCCGUCUCCAUACUCCAGUUGUGUUGACUCCCACCACUGUUCAAGUCACGUGGACGGUUGAUCGCCAGCCCCAGUUUAUUCAAGGCUAUCGAGUGAUGUAUCGUCAGACUUCAGGCCUGCAGGCUACAUCAGCAUGGCAGAAUUUAGAUGCCAAAGUCCCAACCGAGAGAAGCGCUGUCUUAGUCAACCUGAAAAAGGGGGUGACUUACGAGAUUAAAGUUCGACCAUAUUUUAAUGAGUUCCAAGGAAUGGAUAGUGAAUCUAAAAUAGUUCGUACUACUGAAGAAGCCCCAAGUGCCCCUCCACAAUCUGUCACUGUGCUGACAGUUGGAAGCCACAAUAGCACAAGUAUUAGUGUUUCCUGGGAUCCUCCUCCUCCAGACCAUCAGAAUGGAAUUAUCCAAGAAUACAAGAUCUGGUGUCUGGGGAAUGAAACGCGAUUCCAUAUCAACAAAACUGUGGAUGCAGCCAUUCGAUCUGUCAUAAUUGGUGGAUUAUUCCCAGGUAUUCAAUACCGGGUAGAGGUUGCAGCUAGUACCAGUGCAGGGAUUGGAGUAAAAAGUGAACCGCAGCCGAUAAUAAUUGGAGGACGUAAUGAAGUUGUCAUUACUGAAAACAAUAACAGCAUAACUGAACAAAUCACUGAUGUUGUGAAGCAACCAGCCUUUAUAGCUGGUAUUGGUGGUGCCUGCUGGGUAAUCUUGAUGGGUUUUAGCAUCUGGUUGUAUUGGCGAAGAAAGAAGAGAAAGGGGCUCAGUAAUUAUGCUGUUACAUUUCAAAGAGGAGAUGGAGGACUAAUGAGCAAUGGGAGCCGUCCUGGUCUUCUAAAUGCUGGUGAUCCCAGUUAUCCAUGGCUUGCAGAUUCGUGGCCAGCCACGAGUUUACCAGUAAACAAUAGCAAUAGUGGCCCGAAUGAGAUUGGGAAUUUUGGACGUGGAGAUGUGCUGCCACCAGUUCCAGGCCAAGGGGAUAAAACAGCAACAAUGCUCUCAGAUGGAGCCAUUUAUAGCAGCAUUGACUUCACGACCAAAACCACUUACAACAGUUCCAGCCAGAUAACACAGGCUACCCCAUAUGCCACAACACAGAUCUUGCAUUCCAAUAGCAUACAUGAAUUGGCCGUCGAUCUGCCUGACCCACAAUGGAAAAGCUCGAUUCAGCAAAAAACAGAUCUGAUGGGAUUUGGUUAUUCUCUACCUGAUCAGAACAAAGGUAACAAUGCCUUACUUUACAUCCCUGACUACCGAUUGGCUGAGGGAUUGUCUAAUAGAAUGCCACACAACCAGUCACAGGAUUUCAGCACCACCAGCUCUCACAACAGCUCAGAGAGGAGUGGCAGUCUCUCAGGUGGGAAAGGUGGAAAAAAGAAGAAAACUAAAAACUCUUCUAAACCUCAGAAAAACAAUGGAUCGACCUGGGCCAAUGUUCCUCUACCUCCUCCCCCAGUCCAGCCCCUUCCUGGAACAGAGCUGGAACACUACGCAGUGGAACAGCAAGAAAAUGGUUAUGACAGCGAUAGCUGGUGUCCUCCAUUACCCGUGCAAACAUACUUACACCAGGGUAUGGAAGACGAACUGGAAGAAGAUGAUGAUCGUGUCCCGACACCUCCAGUCCGAGGCGUGGCUUCUUCGCCUGCUAUUUCCUUUGGACAGCAGUCCACUGCAACCCUCACUCCAUCCCCACGGGAAGAGAUGCAGCCCAUGCUGCAGGCUCACCUGGACGAGCUGACCAGAGCCUAUCAGUUUGAUAUAGCAAAGCAAACAUGGCACAUUCAAAGCAAUAAUCAACCUCCACAGCCCCCGGUUCCACCAUUAGGUUACAUGUCCGGAGCCUUGAUUUCCGAUUUGGAAACAGAUGUUCCAGAUGAUGAUGCUGAUGAUGAGGAAGAAGCUUUAGAAAUCCCCAGGCCCCUGAGGGCACUAGAGCAGACACCCGGAUCCAGUAUGGACAAUCUAGACAGCUCUGUGACAGGUUCAAUGGUAAAUGGAUGGGGCUCUGCAUCUGAUGAGGAUCGUAACUUUUCUAGUCAUAGAUCUAGUGUAGGUAGCUCCUCAGAUGGCUCCAUCUUUGCCAGCGGCAGCUUUGCACAAGCACUGGUGGCAGCAGCAGAUAAAGCUGGUUUUAGGCUGGAUGGAACCAGCCUUACAAGAACAGGCAAAGCUUUUACCUCCUCUCAAAGACCUCGACCAACCAGCCCAUUUUCUACUGACAGUAAUACCAGUGCAGCCCUGAGUCAGAGUCAGAGGCCUCGGCCCACUAAAAAACACAAGGGAGGGAGAAUGGACCAACAACCAGCAUUGCCUCAUCGAAGGGAAGGAAUGACAGACGAUCUUCCACCACCACCAGAUCCCCCUCCAGGUCAGGGUUUAAGGCAGCAAAUAGGCCCGAGCCAGCAUGCUGGUAACGUGGAAACCUCAACAGAGAGAAAAGGAAGCUCUCUGGAGACACCACAAGCAUCCACCUUAGAAGACACAAAGAGCUCAUUGGAUUGUCCAGCUAGAGCAUCCCUAGAGUGGCAGCGACAAACCCAAGAAUGGAUAAACUCCACAGAGCGCCAAGAAGAUAUACGGAAAGCCCUACACAAACAAAGUGUUGGACCAGAGGAGACAUUGGUGCCCUACAGCAAGCCCAGUUUCCCAUCUCCAGGAGGUCACAGCUCAUCAGGAACAGCUUCUUCUAAAGGAUCCACUGGACCUAGGAAAGCCGAGGCUUUGAGGGGAAGUCACCAGCGCAAUGCCAGCGACCUUCUUGACAUAGGAUACAUGGGCUCAAAUAGUCAAGGACAGUUUACAGGUGAAUUAUGGUCCCUGGUUGGGUCUGAAAAUUAA